AUGGAGAUAGUACACCUCCGUCUUCUCCUGAUUCUGUGUGUGGGAGUCCACAGGUCAUCUUCAGAUGUUGUGGUGCAGCAGGGGUCAUCUUCAGAUAUUUUGGUACAGCAAACGUCAUCUUCAGAAACUGUCAAACAGCACAGUUCAUCUUCGGAAUCUGUGAAGCAGCAGAGUUCAUCUAAAGAUAUUGUGGUGCAGCAAAACACAAAUGGUGUUACCUUCAAUAUUGAUGAAGGCUAUAAAGGAACAUUCCCAUACAUACUGGGCACAAUCGACAUUAGAAAGAAAUUUCCCUUUUUCAAAAUCAGUGGUCAAGGUAUUAAUUUAGAGCCAAAAGACAUCUUAUCAAUCAACCAAUCCACAGGGGAGGUUUCUGUUCACGGCCCAGUCGACUAUGAGCAAUACAGAGUUUUAAAGGUAACGUAUCAAGCAUGUGAAAAAGAAACGUAUGAAGUCGACACGCAGCUGGACGUUCAGAUAAUGAUCAUCGACGCAAAUGACAACCCUCCAAAGUUUGACAAAAUCUUCUACGAGAUCAGCAUUGCAGAGUCAACAGUGCAAGGAACUACACUGGUUACCUUUACGGCACAUGAUGAUGAUGUCACGGAGAACAAUAAAUUAUUUGAUUUUAAAAUAGUCUCAGUCAUUCCUCAAACAUCCGAGAUGGAGUUCUACUUAACUCAGGUUUCUCAAACUGGAACCAUUUCAUUUAAAGGCUGCCUGGACUAUGAGAAAGCAGAGAAAUACACCAUUAUAGUGGAGGCCAAAGACCGUGGAGAAAAAACGCAGCUCUCCAGCACCGCCACUGUCGUAAUCAACAUAAAAAAUGGAAAUAACCACCUUCCGCAAAUCACUGGACAAACCGGUCCAGGGAGGGUGAAAGAAAGGAUGGAAAAUGUUCUUGUUUCACGUCUGCAAGUUACGGACAAUGACAGAAAAUUUACAGCAGCCUGGAGAGCAAAAUAUCAAAUCCAAGGCGACCUGAACAACAACUUCAGAAUCACUACUGAUAAUAAGACAAAUGAGGGACUACUCUAUGUGAAAAAGCGUCUGGAUUAUAUAGACGGUCCAAAGAGGAACUUGACUAUCAGUGUGGAGAAUGAGAUGCCAUUUCACUCGUGCAGGGUGGUGCGUCGCAGCACCACCGGGCUUUGGGAAGUAAUCACUGUUAUUGAAGAGACUCAGACAGAGGUAAAACGUCGAACCACCCUCCAAGUGAUAGUGAUUGUGGAGGAUGUAAAUGAGCGUCCAUACUUUGAAAAACCUUACAAACAAAUUAAGGUGGUGGAGAAUGUGAAGGUGGGCCAGUAUCUGUGGACAUUUACAGCUAAGGAUCCUGACAUCACCAGUGGCACCAUAAUUGUAUACAGAAAAGGAGACGAGCCAGCUGGUUGGGUUACAGUGGACUCUAAGACUGGAAUAAUAACCACAACGAAGAUCAUAGACCGAGAGUCAUCCUUUGUGCAAAAUAAUAUCUAUACGCUCACAAUAUAUGCUAUUGACAAUGGUCGACCACCAAUGACAGGCACGGCAACCCUGACCAUCUAUAUUACUGAUGAGAAUGACAAUGCUCCAUCCCUGCUCGUAACAAAAAUCUACAUGUGCGAACUUGAUAGACCAUCUCUGGCCAACAUCACAGCUGUGGACCCAGACGAAGACCCUAACAGUGGACCUUUCACCUUCAUGCUCCAGGGAAAUCAGAAGGGCAAGUGGAGGCUUGAGUCUACGCAUGGGUACUCGGUUUACCUGGUGAAAGAGAGCACAGUUCAUUCUGGACAUUAUGAUCUGCUGUUGGAAGUGUCCGACCGUCAGGGCAAGAGUGCUGUACGCACCCUGUCUGUAACGGUGUGUGACUGUGUAGACCCAGCAAAGCCAUACUGUCCUGAAGCUACGAGUGUAGUUGGAGGAGGAGCACUUGGGGUCAUAUUUUUCAGCAUUCUACUGCUUGCAGGUCUACUACUUAUGGCUUUUCUGAUGUCAUGCAAAAAAGGGACCAGGCCUAUACAGAUCCCAGAUUCAGGACAAAAUCUGAUGACAUCUAACAUUGAAAGACAGGGAACUGACUGCAAAGUGGCUUUCGAGCUACUAGACAAAGGAAGCAUUCAAAAUGAGAAACAAAUCCAAAAAAUAUCUCAAGUUCCACAGGUUGGGCAAGCAGACCAAGUUGAAGAGCAUGUUAUAACCCACUCUGAAAUCCUUAAACAGCAAAAAGACUGUUUAGAUCUGACUUGGGGUGGACACAGUAAAUUUUCUGAAGAUCAAGUGACUGGUGUAAGACGCACAAUGCUGCUUGAACAACUAAAUGAGAAGCUGUACACACUUGAGGCACCAGAAGAGGAGCUGGGUGAUUAUGCUCCUCAUGUGUAUGCUGAGGAGGGAGACUCAGAGACCAACUAUCAGCUUGAUGCCAUCUCCAUCCAUGAAACUCCCUUUGACCCAGACUUGGACCUGGAUUGGAAGUUCAGUACUCUGGCUUCAAUCUGCAUGCCAAGUGAAAGCACUGCCUACAGUACAAUAAGACAUGAGAAAGCGACUCUAAUCCAAAAUGUACACGCCGUCGUUAUUAAAGAGUAA
Messenger RNA from Plectropomus leopardus (leopard coralgrouper), 2574 nucleotides. RefSeq names its product cadherin-like protein 26. The record is from RefSeq and is a predicted model, not a curated record. Gene Ontology annotation, cellular component: adherens junction; plasma membrane; catenin complex. Gene Ontology annotation, biological process: cell-cell adhesion mediated by cadherin; calcium-dependent cell-cell adhesion; adherens junction organization. NCBI's taxonomy places the organism in Eukaryota, Metazoa, Chordata, Actinopteri, Perciformes, Serranidae. Gene Ontology annotation, molecular function: beta-catenin binding; cadherin binding; calcium ion binding.